Molecule: messenger RNA, 1019 nt
Organism: Dendrobium catenatum
Lineage: Eukaryota; Viridiplantae; Streptophyta; Magnoliopsida; Asparagales; Orchidaceae
Product: expansin-like B1
Exons: 5
Coding region: 69-833 (254 amino acids)
Source: RefSeq, a predicted model, not a curated record
UCCAUUGCUCUCCACACAUCAGCAACUAUAUAGCAAGCAAUUUCACUCAAACGCCAAUCUAUUGACUUAUGGCUCUUUCUUUGAAAGUCGUCUCUCUCCUUUGCAUGUCUCUUCUUCAAUUCCAAUCUCCGGCGAUCGCCGCGACAUCAUUCAUCAAAUCUAGAGCUGCUUAUUAUCCUAAUUCUGAACAAAAUGGCACUGCAGAUGGCGCAUGUGGGUAUCGUUUGUAUGGAGCGACUCUCAAUGGUGGUGAUGUUUCAGCUGCUUCUGAUCUCUAUCGCAAUGGUGUUGGUUGUGGUGCAUGUUACCAGGUGAGGUGCACGAACAUCAACUAUUGCUCAGAUAAUGGUGUGACCAUUGUGAUAACGGACUUGGGUUCGAGCGGUGGCACCGAUUUCAUAUUAAGCCAACAUGCUUUUGCAAGGAUGGGGCAGACCGUCGACACCGGCAAAUCUCUGCUUGAUCUUGGUUGGGUUGAUAUUGAGUAUGCCAGAGUUUCUUGCAGCUACCCAAAUAAGAACAUAACCAUCAAGAUUGAUGAGAGUAGUAUCUACCCCGAUUACUUGGCCUUUGUCAUAGAAUAUCAACAAGGAAUCAAGGACAUCAUAGCAGUUCAGUUAUGCGAGACUGUGAGUUUAACAUGUAAGCUAUUAGAUCGAAGCCGUGGCACAGUAUGGGCUGUUGUCUCUCCUCCUAGUGGCCCUCUAUCUGUAAGGAUGCUUUUGAGCAGUAACGAUGACAAUGAUGAUGAGAGUUGGGCGACGCCUAUCAAUGAUAUUCCAGUGAAUUGGACACCUGGAACUAGCUAUGAUUCUGGGAUGCAAAUAAAUUAAAAGUUGGUUGAGAUGUUUUCUGAAUGUUGAUCGAUUGUAUCAACAUAGAUUUUAUCUACUAAUAAUUGCUUGAUUUAUAUUAUUUGUUAGUUGAUGUUUGUGUUGCUGAAAAGUUUUGUUAUUUGUUUUCUGAGAAGUUAGAUGUUUAAUUGGAAGUUUGAAAUAAUAUUUUAGUUCAGCAUCAAA